AUGAUUCAAAGGUUUCAUUAUUCUGAGUGGGAGUCGAUCGUAAGGUGUUUUAAGGAAGUCGGAUUGGUGGUUGUCCAAGGAUUAAUUGCUGAUGAUGACCAGUUGGAGGAACUUAGAAAAGCCGCUGAUGCAGUCGAGCAGCGCACCCGGAACCAGCAGUGGCCCUACAAACGCACCGUGGGCAAACAGUUUCCCCCUUGGAAUGAUGAGUCCUCAGACGUAUGGGGUGUUCAACAUAUCAUGCAUCCCACACUUGAACAGCCCGCCUUCGCGGCGUUUUACUUCUCCCAUUCAAUGCUUGAACUUACCGGUCAUUUGACUGACAUGUCACCCGGCGAGCACACCAUUGCUGGUCUCCACAACUUGCUCGUUGAGCCUCGCGACCACCAUUUUGCGCUGAACUGGCAUAGGGACACGAUCAAGUCGAGCGUUGACGAGGAGGAAGAACGUCGGAGGCUGUCCUCCAAAGCCAAGUAUGGCGGCGUUCAAUGGAAUGUGGCUUUGUACCAUGACGAGUGUUUAUUUGUAGUUCCCGGCUCUCACUUGCGCACCCGAACGCCCAUAGAGCGCCGAAUUACUACUCAGGCCACGCCGGGUGAUGUGGGCAAGAUGCCGAACGAGGUUUGUGCCGCGCUGGCGCCCGGCGAGGCUGUCUUCUACGACCCUGAAAUUCUCCAUCGAGGGACGUACAAUCCCACGUCGAAGCGACGCACGCUUCAUGGGGCCCACCUUGACGGCCGAGCAGACAUCAGCCGGGCCGGAGGCUUCCUCCAACACUUUAAGCCUUGUGGAAUGUACUAUGCCGACCCAAUGUUUCUAAGCACUCUUCCUGUCGACAGCCCUUGCGCAAAGCAGAUGGUCAUUCAAAGCCUUGAAUGGGCUGCUCGUGCUGCUGACUCAGGUUACAACAAAUGUGUUCAGGAAGAUAUUUGA
Molecule: messenger RNA, 933 nt
Organism: Puccinia triticina
Lineage: Eukaryota; Fungi; Basidiomycota; Pucciniomycetes; Pucciniales; Pucciniaceae
Exons: 5
Coding region: 1-933 (310 amino acids)
Source: RefSeq, a predicted model, not a curated record